AUGGAUACUGGUGGGGACCAAAGUGGGCAUUCAAUAAAUGAUCAACUAUCUCCGGUAGAACAACAAAAAGAACAAACAAUAAAUGUUUGUCGAAAAUUUAAACAACUACUAAUAGAAUUAAGCAGUCAUUCCAAAUUAUCACAACAAAAAAUUGAAGAAACGGUAAUAAAAGCAAAAAUUUUACUAUCUCCUGCUGAAUUUAGUGACACAAACAAAUGGAUACGAGCUGUAAAACGUACACUCAAAGAUUUGAAUUCCAUUCCUGAUGAAUUAUGUCUUAUAUCAUUGGCUUAUACAAAUCAUCCGGUGGAUGCAGCCAGGUUUUGUCGUCAAGAAAUGCUUGAAAAGAACUCAAUAUAUAGUAAACUGUCUGAGAAUAAUAACAGUGACGAUCCAUUUCGUCAAUCAUUAUCAAAAUUUAGUGAAAAUUUAAAACAGUUGAAUUCUCAAUUAGAAAAGGAUUAUUCUAAAGAUAGUUUAGGAUCAGAAAAACUGUGUAAAAUUGUACGAGACAUACCAGAAGAACAAGUUGAGGUAGAAAAUUAA
Molecule: messenger RNA, 546 nt
Organism: Didymodactylos carnosus
Lineage: Eukaryota; Metazoa; Rotifera; Eurotatoria; Philodinida; Philodinidae
Source: the annotation of a GenBank genome assembly